This is a messenger RNA of Brenthis ino (lesser marbled fritillary), 681 nucleotides long. The record is from the annotation of a GenBank genome assembly. NCBI's taxonomy places the organism in Eukaryota, Metazoa, Arthropoda, Insecta, Lepidoptera, Nymphalidae.
AUGAUGAUCGAUGCUUAUGAGAUAUAUGGCCACGAUCCAACUGACAAGCUUGAUCACCUCGCACAUUAUCAGAUCGAGAUGAUGAAAAUUAAGAGGGCACCCGAUCAGGUGCUCUUGAUAGCUCUAGAUGAUACGAUAGACAAUAUGCUAACGAUGUACGAUAAUCACAAUGCAAUAAAAAAUGAAAGAGUGGCCACUUAUAAUUCUGCAGCAGGAGGAGCAGUGCCUUCUGAGUUCUAUUUAAGUCAAGGUAAUGAUAAAUGGAGAGGCCCAUUCAUAAUCCCGGGAGAUCCAGGAACAGGACUUUCUCCCAUCCCGCCCUUCAUCGAACAGACUACAGAAGCGUUUCAUGUAUCCACUGAGUCACCGGGGCCUGAAUAUGCUAAUAUUACAUAUACACUGGAUGGAUGCUGGUUUAUGUUUCCACCAAACUACGGUUCGAUUGCUGGCAUCAGUUAUCUCGAUCCACUCACUGUAAAUGAGUACAGAUACACUUGUUCUGGCGCGGGAAAUAACAAGGGUCUCUACUGGUAUCCACAAUGGAUGGGUGCGCCUCCUCACCAUCCGUAUCCACGAUCUGGAGAUUCCCCCUCCGACAUAGUGGCGGGGAUGCCCGGUCCGUUCUACCCGCAUUUAGAAGGACAGUUACCGCUUGAUGUACAAGUGCCAGUUAUAAAUAAU